AUGGACUUCAUUCUUCGACGUUCGCUCCUCCAAAUGUUUCUCAUUCUCACUUUACUGCUCACUCUGUGCGCGAGCUGCCGUGCGGGAGACGCCGACUUCAAGGCUCAACUGAGCACCACCGUGGACGUGCGUGCGUUGACGUCUUCGAGGUACGAUGGCUCAGAAGCAAGGCCUUUGCUGGUCUUCCUUCACGGAUAUUGCUUGUCCGACGACGCGCAGCAAACGCUCAAGCUCGAGUCCAUGCGAAACGUGCCAGCCGUGCGUAACCGAUUGGGUAUCGCCCGUCGCCGGCAGCAAACGCUCGUCCAAAGCGGGCUACGAGAAGCCGCGCUCGACCGUAAUUGGAUUUACUUGGCGCCGCGAGCUCCCCGCACGACGCGCGAGUGUGUACUGUGUAACCUUCAGGAAAGUUCACCGAAUUCGCAAGACAGACUGUUCGGAUCGUGGAUCACGGGAAUCCUCGCACGAGACAGUCCAGAGUUUGAGUGCCGCGCGUGGGAUGGAAGUGACGCCGUAGCGCUGCCAGAGAUCUCGGCGACGGACGACCUCGACGUAAAGUACAUUCUAGAAGUCGUCGCCGCCGCGAAGAAGGAAUUCAACGUCGAUGAAAAGCGCAUUUACGUCGUUGGAAUCGCUACUGGAGGUUUCAUGGCGAGCCGCUUGGCGUGCGAAAAGCCCGAACUCUUCCGCGGCGUCGUGUCUCUCGCGGGUGGUACGUUUUCUGAUGCGUCCAGAUGUCGUCCAAAGAGCGGCGAAACAAACGUGCUCCUCGUGCACGGCACCGACGAUCACACUGUACCUAUCGAUGGAGGUGUGAACGCUCGAGGCAUACCGUUUCCAUCGGCGGACGAUUCGUUCAGCACGCUGGGUAAGGCCAUGGAUUGCUCGAACGUCGUCGCCAAGAGCAUGGACACCCUGCCCGCGGAUGGCAACAGCGUCGAAGUGCGCGUCGCCAAGGCGAAGUACGACCGAUGCGAGAACAACGUCGAUGUCGAGCAAUGGAAGUUGAACGGAGUCGAUCAUUUCAUCGAGCGUGAGACAUCGGAAGCGCUUUUUUACGACGUCGUCACGUGGUUGAACGACUUGGAUUGA
Molecule: messenger RNA, 1092 nt
Organism: Ostreococcus lucimarinus CCE9901
Lineage: Eukaryota; Viridiplantae; Chlorophyta; Mamiellophyceae; Mamiellales; Bathycoccaceae
Exons: 1
Coding region: 1-1092 (363 amino acids)
Biological process (GO): proteolysis
Molecular function (GO): serine-type peptidase activity
Source: RefSeq, a predicted model, not a curated record